Spinacia oleracea (spinach) is the source of this 2890-nucleotide messenger RNA. Its product is annotated as CSC1-like protein RXW8. The transcript is spliced from 12 exons. Gene Ontology annotation, cellular component: plasma membrane. The record is from RefSeq and is a predicted model, not a curated record. Bases 364 to 2613 code for a protein of 749 amino acids. Gene Ontology annotation, molecular function: calcium-activated cation channel activity. NCBI's taxonomy places the organism in Eukaryota, Viridiplantae, Streptophyta, Magnoliopsida, Caryophyllales, Amaranthaceae.
AUAUUUGUUGCAUUAUGCCAAAUUAUUCUCAACCACCGCUCCAAAAUCCAAAAUCAAAUUUCCGAAUUUUUGCUUCGAAGUUUCUUUGCUUUCUUCGAAUUUUCCCCCAAUUCUAGGGUUUCCAUACUUCUCUCUCCCUGCUGUAUGUGAAGUAUAAGCAAAGAAUUUCAGUCGGUUUUAAUUUUGUUGCAAUUUGCUUUAAGUUCAACAAUUUCGACAAUAUUAAGCACAUUGCAAUCGUCUGACUUGCUGGCACUAAACGGGUUUUUAUGAUGGCUUUAUGACAUUGAAAUUAUUCCGACUUUCUUAUUCAGUAUUCUGCUGCUAAACAAUGGUAAAGCCUUUCUGAUUUAGUGGUUUAAAAUGGACAUAUCUGCUCUUUUGACCUCGGCUGGGAUCAACAUAGGCAUCUGUUGUGUGCUUUUUUCAUUAUAUUCCAUAUUGAGAAAACAACCAAGCAAUAGAAAUGUAUACUUUGGACGUAAAUUGGCACAAAUUCGAUCGAGAACUAGAGAUCCUCACUGGUUUGAGAGAUUUGUGCCUUCACCUAGUUGGAUUAUAAAGGCUUGGGAGACAUCUGAUGAUGUGAUUUUGGAUGUUGGGGGAUUGGAUGCUGUUGUAUUCAUGAGGAUGCUUGUAUUCAGUAUUAGAAUUUUCUCCAUUGCGGCUAUUGUGUGCACUGCUAUUGUGCUUCCAUUGAAUUACUACGGGCAAGAAAUGGAGCACAAGUUUAUCCCUGCUGAGUCGCUGGAAGUGUUUACCACUGAGAAUGUUAAACCAGGUUCUAGAUGGCUUUGGGCUCAUUGUCUUGCAUUAUAUAUCAUUUCCUUCUCUGCUUGUAUUCUUCUUUACUUUGAAAAUAAAAAUAUGACUAAGAGGCGGCUUGCAUACAUUAAAGGAUCUUCUCAAGAUUUAAGUCUAUUUGCAGUACUUGUUCGCGGGAUACCUUGGUCUGCAGAAGAGUCAUAUAGUACUUCAUUGAAGAACUAUUUCACCAAGUACCAUGCGUCUUCUUAUCUAUCACACCAGAUGGUGUAUCAUUGUGGAAAAAUUGAGAAGCUGAUGAAAAAUGUCAGGGAGAUGUACGAUGUUCUCUAUCAUGAAAGCAUUCCUUCAUGUCACUCAUGUGUUCUCCCGGGAGGAAGACGUCCAAAUGUAUUCAAUGUUCUUGUAAAUGAGCCAGAAAUUAUCGAGAAAGGGAAAAUUGAUUUGCAGGACUUGCGUGAUAGAGGGAAGGAGUGUCCAGCAGCUUUUGUGUUCUUUAGAACCCGCUAUGCAGCUGCUUGUGCUGCAAAGGCUCUUCAAUCAUCAAACCCCAUGCUAUGGGUCACACAUCUUGCUCCACAGCCACGUGAUGUAUAUUGGCCAAACCUAGCUAUUCCAUAUAGACAAUUAUGGUUACGAAGGACAGCAACUCUUAUGGCUACUGCGGCUUUCCUGGUUUUCUUCAUUGCUCCAGUUACUCUUGUACAAAGUUUGGCUAAUUUAACACAGCUACAGCAGGCAUUUCCUUUCUUGAAAGGAUUGCUAAAGAAGAGGUAUGUUAGCCAGCUGGUUACAGGAUACCUACCCAGCGUCAUACUGGUAUUGUUUUUCUACACUGUCCCUCCAUUGAUGAUACUCUUUUCAACAAUUGAGGGCUCAAUCUCUCGAAGUGGGAGGAAAAGGGGUGCCUGCUGCAAAGUCUUGUUUUUCACCAUCUGGAAUGUGUUCUUUGUUAACAUUGCAUCUGGAACUGUAAUUAAAACAAUAAAGGUAUUUUCCCAGCCGAAAAACAUACCUCAACAACUAGCAACUGGAGCGGUGCCUGCAGCGGUCAAAUUCUUUAUGGCUUAUGUCUUGACAUCAGGUUGGACCAGUUUGGCAUGCGAAGUUGUGCAACUCUAUCCACUUCUCUGUAACUUUAUCUAUAAGUUCAUUCUGAGAAAGGAUCAUGGCCCAUUUGACGGAGAGUACACCUUUCCAUAUCACUCUGAAGUCCCUAGAGUCCUCUUAUUUGGACUUCUUGGUUUGACUUUUGCAAUCUUGGCACCUUUGAUUCUUCCCCUGCUGCUGGUUUAUUUCUGUCUUGCUUACCUCGUGUACCGUAAUCAGAUUCUCAAUGUUUAUAUCACGGAUUAUGACAGUGGUGGUAAAUAUUGGCCAAUUGUCCAAAACUCAGCGAUAUUCUCUCUGGUUGUGGCACAAGUUAUAGCUAUAGGAGUCUUUGUGCUAAAAAAGUCGACAGUUUGCUUCGGAUUCACCAUUCCAUUGGUUAUAUGUACGCUGCUAUUCAAUGAGUACUGUAGGCGCAGAUUUCUCCCUGUAUUCAAAACCUUUGCUUCUGAGAUUCUUAUUGAUUUGGAUCAGCAAGAUGAGCAAAAUGGGAGGAUGGAGGCAAUAUAUGAACAGCUUAAAUCUGCCUAUUGUCAGUUUGAAUGGCUUGCGUUCGGUAGCUCCAAAAUAAAACAACAGUACAUUUGUGCUGGUGAAGAGACCAUAAAGCACACUCAAGAACUUAAGCCAGAAAUUAAAUUUAGUGAAGAAAUUACACCAGAUGAAUCCGUAGAAAUAUCUCCACCUGCAAAUCACAAAGAGGAAGUGGAAUUAAUUAUAGUAGAUACUACACCAUAGGGUAUAUGAUAGUUUUACAUUCUUUCUAUUGCCGCUCUCAUUUUUGAUCUUCUGGAAGUGUAUAGAAUAUAGAAAAUGAUCAAUUUUUUGCUUGAAUCAAGUCUUGGAAGAGAAAGUUGAUUCGCAAAAUAUUAGUAUAGGAUUGUACAGGAAAUGUGACAAUAUAUAUAUAGUGUUCUCUGUUUGUAUUGUUCGAAAAUACAUACAAAACCGAGCAUUCCUCAAAGAUAUUAAGGGUGCAUUUUUCUUCUUUAUGUUGAAUUACUAGUAGUUUUUA